AUGUCAGGUUAUUAUGGGAGCACUAGACAUCCUCAUAGCGGUGAUGAGUAUGAUGACGACAAUGUACAAGUACCAGCUACUUCCUCUCCCCAAAAAGUGAUUCCUUCCUCUUCUUCUUCCCCAUUAAAAGAUACAGAUAACACCGAUAGUAACACUUCAUUAUUGAGAGCCACUUUCAGUUUUAAACCGAGUAUUAAACACCAUAUGGGAGAUUAUGCCCUUAACAGAACUGCUAGCAGCGUACAAAAUGGUAUGAGCCCAAAGGAUAUGCAGACAAAUUUAGAGAUAUUACAGAAGGAAUACCCUGAAUUUUCCUCCACCUUAAUUCAAGCCGUCUUUAAAUCUAAUUCUUUUGAUUUAGAAUUAUCUAGAGGUAGAUUAACUAGAAUAAAACAACAAAGAAGCACUUGGUCAGGCAAUAGUCAAUUGAAUCGGAGUAACCUUGUAUCCAAUAAAUAUUCAGAAGAUAAUAGUAAUAACACCACUACCAGUAAUAGCAGAAGUCAAAAUGAGAUUACACGUCGUUUUAAUAGUUUAACUUCAAAAGAUUCUACGAAAAUUGUUCUAAAUAAACCAAAAACUUCAAUUUUUGAUAGAUAUUCUAAUGUAAUGAAGUCCAGGAAGUUUUAUAAUGAUUCUUUUAGUUCUAAUUUGACAAAUAUUACAAAAAGAAGGAAAUUAGUUAGAGGAGAUGAGCUUGAAAAUAAAUUUAAUAGUACUAAACAAGUCCACAAUAAAUCAUACUCUAAACCUACCGAAUUAGAUAAUGCUAGAAACAAAUUAUUGAAAACGAAAGCGCAACAAUUAAUGGAGAAAGAAUCAGAUUCAGAUUCCGAUGGUUUAAACCGUGAUGACAUAGCAAGUGACGACGAUUUGGAUGAUGAUGAAGGUACCGACUAUGAAGAUUCAACAACAGGUCCAAUUGAUCUUGAUGAACAAAUUCUACAAUUCUUGAACACUGCGGAUCCAUUAGAUAUUGCAGAUUUAGCUGAUACUACAUUUGACAAAGCUCAAGUGAUUAUUUCUAAAAGACCAUACACAAGCUUAACAAAAUUUAGUAGUAUGGAAUUCUUAACUGAAAAAGAAAUUGAAAAACAAAACAGUUCUGAAAAUUUAACAAAUGGAGAUAAUAAUGGUAGUCGGUUGCGUAGACGUGGAACACCAAAAUCGCUAAGAAAGGAUGGUGAAAAAUUCCUAGAGAAGAUUGGUGAAUCUAUUAAGGGUUAUAAUGCUAUUGAAUCUUUGUUAAAGAGAUGUUCCUCAUAUGGUAACAUGAUCUCAAAUCAAAUUUCUAAAUGGGGGGUUGAUAUAAAUGCCUCUUCCUCCUCCUCUUCAUCAUCUGGUAACAAAAAUCUAGAUGAUGAAGAAAAUGGAUUACAAUUAAUGACUUUAAACAAUGAUGAAGUCGAAGAAGAUGAUAAUAAUAGUGGCAAUAAUAAGAGUGAGUCCGGAGCUAUUGCUGAAGAAUUUGAUGAAGAGGAAGUGAAGAAAGAUAGUUCUCAACAAGAUACCGAACAAGUAGAGAAUGGUACCUCCAUAAAACAAAAAACUAAUAGAAAUUUAAGACCUAAUAUAGAAGAUAAUGAAGUAAUGAAAUCAAAUGAUGACACAGGUAGUGCAGACGAUGAAUAUGUGGAAGAAAUUGACCAUGAAGAUCCUGUAGACUUAGACGAAGAAGAUGAUGAUGACGAUGACGACGAUGAUUUUGUGUUGAAAAGAAGAACUAAAGAGAUCAAGACAGAACAAAACAAAACUAAAAAACUAAUUAAAUUUUUUAGGGGCAAACCAAGGUUAUUAUCACCUGAUCUACAAUUAAAGGAUUAUCAACAAAUGGGUAUCAAUUGGUUAAACCUAUUAUAUCACAAUGGGAUGUCAUGUAUCUUAGCUGAUGAUAUGGGAUUGGGUAAAACAUGCCAAGUGAUUUCCUUUUUAGCAUAUUUGAAGCAAAUCAAUGAACCUGGCCCUCAUUUGAUUAUAGUACCAUCUUCAACUUUAGAGAAUUGGUUAAGAGAAUUCAAGAAAUUUUGCCCAACACUAAAGAUUGAACCAUAUUAUGGAUCACAGAAGGAGAGAGGUGAAUUGCGUGAUAUGUUGGAGAAUGCACAUGAUCAGUAUGAUGUUAUGGUUACUACAUAUAAUUUAGCAGCUGGUAAUAAGUAUGAUGUUGCAUUUCUAAGAAAAUGUGAUUUUAAUGUUAUCGUAUACGAUGAAGGACAUAUGUUAAAGAAUUCAAUGUCAGAAAGAUUCAAUAAAUUGAUGAAGAUUCAUGGUAAUUUUAGAUUACUGUUGACAGGUACGCCACUACAAAACAAUUUAAGAGAAUUAAUAUCUUUAUUAGAGUUUAUUAUGCCUCAUUUAUUUGUAUCAAAGAAGGAGUCAUUACAAACUAUCUUCAAACAAAGAGUUAGAACCACAGACGAUAACAAGGGGCAUAACCCAUUAUUGGUGCAAAAUGCUAUUGAAAGAGCACGUACUAUGAUGAGGCCAUUUAUUCUGAGAAGACGUAAAGACCAAGUAUUAAAACAUUUACCAGCAAAGCAUACUAAAAAUAUAAUGUGUGAAAUGAAUGAAUUGCAAAGAAAGAUAUAUGAUAAAGAAAUCAAAUCAGUGAUGGAACAAAGAAGAGCCAAAUUGGCAAGGGAAAAAGAACAGCUGGAACAAAGUAUUGUUAAGAAGCCAAAUAAGAAUAAGACAAGGAAUAAGAAUAAUGUUUCUAGGAAUUUGAUUAUGAGUCUAAGAAAGGCAUCAAUCCAUCCCUUAUUAUUCAGAAAUAUCUAUACGGAUUCGUUGAUCGAUAAAAUGAGUCAAGAUAUAUUGAAGGAACCUGCAUAUGCAGAAGAUGGGAAUAAAGGGUAUAUAAUGGAGGAUAUGAGUGUGAUGACAGAUUUUGAGUUGCAUAGUUUAUGUUGUAAUUUUCCUAAGACAUUGUCCAAAUACAAAUUAAAAAACAAUGAAUGGAUGGAAUCAGGCAAAAUAACUAAGUUAAAAGAGAUACUAAAGGAUGUGAUUGAUGUCAAAAGAGAGAAGAUAUUAAUAUUUUCAUUAUUCACACAAGUGUUAGAUAUCUUAGAAAUGGUAUUAUCUACAUUAGGGUAUAAAUUUUUAAGAUUGGAUGGAAGUACUCAAGUGAAUGAACGGCAAAGUUUAAUUGAUAGAUUUUAUGAAGAUAGUACAAUUCCAGUGUUUAUUUUGUCCACGAAAGCAGGUGGGUUUGGUAUUAAUCUAGUAUGUGCAAAUAAUGUUGUAAUCUUUGAUCAAUCAUUUAAUCCACAUGAUGAUAGACAAGCAGCAGAUAGAUCCCAUCGUGUCGGACAAACCAAAGAUGUUACUAUAUUCACAUUAAUAACGAAGGAUUCAAUUGAAGAAAAAAUAUACCAGUUAGCUAAAAAUAAGUUAGCAUUAGAUACAAGUGUUAGUGAAGAUGAUAAGAAGGCACAGGAUGCAAUUGAAAAGAAAGUAAGUGAUCUGUUGGAAGAUAUCAUAUACAAGGAAAACGAAUCCUUAGAAAAGAAACCAACAGACAAAUAA
This is a messenger RNA of Arxiozyma heterogenica, 3528 nucleotides long. RefSeq names its product DNA-dependent ATPase FUN30 (gene FUN30). NCBI's taxonomy places the organism in Eukaryota, Fungi, Ascomycota, Saccharomycetes, Saccharomycetales, Saccharomycetaceae. Gene Ontology annotation, molecular function: chromatin binding; ATP-dependent chromatin remodeler activity; ATP binding. Bases 1 to 3528 code for a protein of 1175 amino acids. Gene Ontology annotation, cellular component: nucleus. The transcript has a single exon. The record is from RefSeq and is a predicted model, not a curated record.